GUAUUGUUGCUGGUGGUGGUCGUAUUGAUAAACCCAUCUUGAAGGCUGGGCGGGCCUACCAUAAAUACAAAGCAAAAAGAAAUUGCUGGCCACGAGUUCGUGGUGUGGCUAUGAAUCCUGUGGAACAUCCCUUCGGUGGUGGUAACCAUCAGCACAUUGGGAAGCCUUCGACUAUUAGGAGGGAUGCUCCUGCUGGUCGCAAAGUUGGUCUUAUUGCAGCCCGACGUACUGGUAGACUGCGUGGGACAAAGACUGUGCAAGAGAAGGAGAAUUAAAUUCUUCAUUUUACUAUAUCCAGAAAUAAAUGCCGUCUGAUUAAAAAAU
This is a messenger RNA of Thamnophis sirtalis, 324 nucleotides long. The record is from RefSeq and is a predicted model, not a curated record. Lineage: Eukaryota; Metazoa; Chordata; Lepidosauria; Squamata; Natricidae.